This is a messenger RNA of Ostreococcus tauri, 876 nucleotides long. RefSeq names its product Methyltransferase domain. The record is from RefSeq and is a predicted model, not a curated record. The transcript has a single exon. The coding region runs from base 1 to 876 and encodes 291 amino acids. Lineage: Eukaryota; Viridiplantae; Chlorophyta; Mamiellophyceae; Mamiellales; Bathycoccaceae.
AUGGACGCGCGCGCGCGCGCGCGUCGAUCGAUCGACCACGUCGCGGACGGAGAGACGGCGGCGGUGAACGCGCACCUGCGACGAUUCUUCGAGCGACACGCGAAUGGGUUGGUGAAAAAGUUGCGAGAGGAUGACAAUUACUCUUCGUGGGCGCGAGUGAAGUCAAAGGCGCUGAAGAAGGAGCUCACCGAAGCCGUGGGGGCGUGUGAGAUCAUCGAACGCGAGCUCGAACGCGUCGGGACGUCGAUGGUGGAGGAGGUGGUGGGAGACGUGAGAGUGUUCGACGUGUGCUGCGGGAAAGGGAUGACGUCGUGCGUCGCGGCGGCGUCGAUCGUGAACUGCGACGUCAUCGCGGUGGAUCGAGAUAAGAGGAUGAACAUGAAACACCUAGCGAGCGAACAGAAGAUUACGUUCAAAGAGAUGGACGCGUACGACGAAGCGGUGGAUGAGAUGAUGCGAGACGCCAAACUGAGCGGAAAAGUCGUCGUCGUGUGCGGAGUGCACCUGUGCGGAGACCUCUCGAGGCGAGCGAUCGAACUCUUCGCGCGGUGGGGGGAUAUAUUAGUAUUGUCACCGUGUUGUUUAGUUCGCGAGGUGCGCGCUUGGAAGCGGCCGUGUGGGGAGUUUGGAUACGGUCUCGCGCGCGCGGCUCGAAGGCUCGAGGCGGACUCGCACGAUUUGUGGUGUAAACUGCUCCUGGCGCACGUUCCGACGCACUUAGGGAGCGAAUUUGCCCCGGUGAGCAAACGAAUCGUCGUCGAUGACGCCUUGCUGAGCGAGAAGAAUCGUUUCAUCGUCGCUAGAAGGGAACGACCCCGAAGCGCGUGUGUCUCUUGCGAUGGUGAAGAAUUUUCAUGGAAAGUUACAAACAAGUAG